Messenger RNA from Eremomyces bilateralis CBS 781.70, 1711 nucleotides. RefSeq names its product Ebp2-domain-containing protein. The record is from RefSeq and is a predicted model, not a curated record. NCBI's taxonomy places the organism in Eukaryota, Fungi, Ascomycota, Dothideomycetes, Eremomycetales, Eremomycetaceae. Gene Ontology annotation, cellular component: preribosome, large subunit precursor; nucleolus; nuclear periphery. The transcript has 3 exons. Gene Ontology annotation, biological process: rRNA processing; ribosomal large subunit biogenesis. The coding region runs from base 56 to 1291 and encodes 411 amino acids.
UUCCAGAGGCAUCGCACAACUUCAUACUCAAUUGUGGUUCAAUCAAGUCGCAAAAAUGGCAAAAAGAAAGGACUUGAAGUUGAAGGUGGCGCUGAACCGACAAAAGGGCGCGAAUUACACCAAAGAUCACCAGAAAAAGUUGCGUCAAGAGGCCGAGAAGCUAAAGCGGGCCGCAGCGCAACAGCAGAAACCAGUUCAUGAUGAGGAUGAGGAUAUUGGAGACGAAGAUGACUCGGAUGGCGGUAUAAUGCUUGUCACUGAGGAGGAUGGUACAUCGCGUACCGUGGCCGUUCUGCCAGAUGAAGAGGAGGAUGAGGAGGGGUCGAGCGACGAAGAUGUGGCGUACGAUAUGAACGCGCUUGACGACGACAGUUCAAUAUAUACGUCCGAUGAAGGCGAGAAGGAGGAGAAAGAUCAAGACGAGCCAGAGUCCGACCAUUCAGAAGAUGAAGAAGACAUCCCCCUCUCCGACCUCGAAUCUCUUUCCGAUACCGAAAAAGGCGACCUUGUUCCUCACCAACGCCUCACUAUUAACAACCAUGCCGCCCUCACCUCCGCGCUCAACCGCAUCUCCCUGCCCUACGCCAAACUCCCCUUCUCCGCCCACCAAUCUAUCACCGCCGACACCACGACCUCGAACGCUAUCCCCGACCCGGAGGACGACCUCAACCGUGAACUCCAAUUCUACAACCAAGCUCAAUCCGCCGCCGAGCUCGCCCGCCAGAAGCUGAAGAAAGAAGGCGUCCCGUUCAGCCGCCCGAACGACUUCUUCGCCGAGAUGGUGAAGAGCGACGAGCACAUGGGACGAAUCAAGACACGGCUGGUGGAGGACGCCACGGCGAAGAAGGCCGCGUUGGAAGCGCGGAAGCUGCGGGACGCGAAGAAGUUCGGGAAGAAGGUCCAGGUGGAGAAGGAGCAGGAGCGGGCGAAGGAGCGGCGGGAGAUGAAGGGGAAGGUCGAGAGUUUGAAGAGAAAACGACAAGGCGCCCCCAUCGCCAAUGAGAAGGAGGAGGACAUGUUCGACAUCGCGCUCGAGAAAGAGGCGCCGCGGCGCCGGUCGGAUGGGCCGGGCAAGCGGGGCGGAGCGGACGCCAACCCGAAGCGGCAGAAGAAGGAUGAUAAGUACGGGUUUGGUGGGAAGAAGCGGUUCUCCAAGAGCGGGGACGCCACGUCGACGUCGGACAUGCGAGGGUUCAGCGCAAAGGGGAUGAAGAGCAACGAGUUUGGAGGGUCGUCGAAGGUGAAGAAGGCGCGGCCGGGGAAGAGUAAGCGGCAGAAGGGGAGGCCGUAGUGUGCGGUGAUGCAUAUGGCGGAUCGCAGGAUCUCUCCGGUCCGAUGCGAGGGUGGUUGCGUUCUCGGUUCUCUCAGCCAAGUUACAUAGGAACGCAGAUUUAGAUUUGCUUGAUAUUCAAACCUCCUGCCUACGGUUUCUUAUGGGGUGGGUUUACGGUACAUGAUGGUUCUGUCCAAGUCCAGCCGCUUUAGAAAAUCAGCCAACACAUGCUCCGGUGGAUACGCCAACAAGCCUUCAUCGUCUGUGAGGUUGUAACACCGGCUUUCAUUAGACAGAACAAUUAAAAGCAGAGGACAGCGCCUCUCGUCAAUUUGACACUGGCAAUGGAUCGGUGCGUGUUCAGGAGUGGUGGGGUGGUUUGGGAACGAGUCUCGUCGGUCGACAGUCCCGUGUCGACCUCAUAAGCAUUCUUCAUAA